AUGAAAUUAGGCUUUGAAAUACAGGACAUCGGGUAUCCCGAUAUUGCACAUGCAUCGCCGCCAGAGUUGUAUUUUCAUCAAGCUCAGCAUUUUCUUUUUCAAAAGAACUUAGACAUGGCUUUAAGGUGCUUUGACUUAGUUUGUCACUUAGCUCCGACAAAUCCAUCAUAUUGGAUUGCAUAUGCAGAGUGCUUAAAGCUGGCAAACUGUUCCAAUGACUCUUUAAGAGCCUAUUUAGCUGCUGCUUCAUUACAGAACUCCUCCGCUUUACAAGUAAUUAUAGGAUACCUUUAUGAAGAAUUGGGCUUUGACAAUGAAGCUCUACAAUCAUACGAUCAAAGUAUCUUGCUGGAUCCAUAUAAAUUUGAAGGGUAUAAUUAUAAAGGAAAUUUAUUACGGAAACUAAGGAAGCUACAAGAGGCUGUGGAAGUUUUUUGUACUGGAAUUAGAAUGGGCGGUAAAAAUGAGCAUCUGUAUAAUAAUCUUGGAAAUUGCUAUUUAGACUCAAAUUUGAUAAUAGAAGCUGAACAAUGCUAUAUCUCAGCAAUCUCAAUUGUCCCAGAAAUGGUUGCAGCGCACUGCAACUUAUCAAAUGUAUUAAAAGCACAAGGAAGGGUAUCAGAAGCAUUAGAUCAAUGCAAACAAGCAAUUUGUAUUGAUCCUUCUUAUUCUGAUGCUUAUGCUUGCAUGGGGAAUAUUUUGAAAGAUACACAUAAUAUUCAAGAAUGCUUGAUUUAUUACCAGCAAGCUUUGCAGCUAAAUCCUACCUCUGUGGUGAUUCUUAAUAACUUAGCAAAUGCAUUGAAGGAUAUAGGAGAUGUGCAUAAUGCAAUUAUUUGCUAUAAAAAAGCAUUAGAAAUUACUCCAUGGUUCCCAGAGGCAUAUUGCAAUUUGAUAUAUUCAAAGAUUUUUAUAUGUGACUGGGAAGAUCAGCAAAAUUCUUUUAUACAGAUGGCGAAGUAUAUAAAAUAUCAAGUGGAAAAUAAGCAAUUGCCAAGCGUACAGCCUUUUCACGCAAUUAUUUAUCCAUUGGCACCUGAAGAUAAAUUGACAUUGUCAAGAAAAUACGCAGAGCAUGCUCAGUCAUUGGUAUCAGGAUACUCGAUUUUCCCAAAAUCUCAGCCUAAUGAAGGAAAAAUCAGAAUUGGGUACGUUUCAAGCGACUUUGGAGAUCACCCUUUGAGCCAUUUACUACAAAGCAUUUUUAAGUUCCACAAUAGACAAUAUUUUGAAGUUUAUGGGUUUGCUUUAAGUCCAAACGACAAGUCUGAAUAUCGACGGAUAGUAGAAGCUGGAUGUGAUGAAUUUAUUGAUAUAUCUGGAAUCGAUGAUCCUUAUAAAGCAGCACAAGUUAUAAACCAAUAUAAUAUUGAUAUUUUAGUUAACUUGAACGGAUAUACAAAAGGCUCUCGAAAUGAAAUUUUUGCCUUAAAGCCUGGCAGAGUGCAAGCACAAUUUAUGGGAUUUCCAGGAACUUUAGGUGCUGAUUACAUACCCUAUAUGAUCACUGACAAAUCUGUUUGCCCUCCUGCAUAUACACAUUAUUAUUCUGAAAAGAUGAUCUGGAUGCCACAUAGCUAUUUCGCAAAUGACCACGCCCAGUCCAAUCGUGACGUCUUAGAUCUUUCAAACCGUCCUACUCGGCAAGAAUACGGUCUUCCUGACGAUAAAUUUAUUUUCGCUAACUUUAAUCAGCUCUAUAAAAUAGACCCAGAUACCUUUGCUAUAUGGAUGAAUAUACUUAAACGAACACCCAACAGUGUGCUAUGGCUUUUAAGGUUUCCUUCAGUUGGUGAAGCUAAUAUAAGAAAAUAUGCCUCCGAUUACGGCAUAGAGCAGUCAAGAAUUAUUUUUACAGAUGUAGCUCAGAAGAGAGUACACAUAAACAGAUGCUUUUUAGCUGACUUAUGCUUGGAUACCCCUCUAUACAAUGGGCACACAACCGGCUGUGAUUUAUUAUGAAGUGGCUUACCGAUGGUAACAUUUCCUCUUACUCCCCUCAGCGAGCUAACAAAACCAUUGAAAAAUCAUAAUUUUUGGCUCUGUGAACGAUCGAAAUUUUAUUUGUUCGCUCACUGAGGGGGAGAGUUAAAACAAUGGCUUCAAGGGUCGCAUCAGGCCUUGUCACAGCAUUAGAAUGCCCAGAAAUGAUUGCAAGCUCUCCGUCAAACUAUGAAGAAAAAGCAGUUCAAUACGCAAAUGGACCAGUUGUAAGCCAAAUUGAAAGCACCUUACCAAAGCACAUUAGAAGUAGAUUAGGCUCAAGUGAGCUUAAACUUUUACGUUGUAAAAUAGAACACAAAAGAUUGACAGCGCCUCUCUUCAACACUGAGAUGUGGGUCAGAAAUCUUGAAAAAGGUUUAAAAGAAGUCAUGAAAAUUGAAUUAGAAAAUGGAAGUCAUUCAAAUAUUGAAAUUGUUCCAUAG
Messenger RNA from Blepharisma stoltei, 2426 nucleotides. The record is from the annotation of a GenBank genome assembly. NCBI's taxonomy places the organism in Eukaryota, Ciliophora, Heterotrichea, Heterotrichida, Blepharismidae.